UGGGCGGGUCACUACGUCAUUUCCGUAUAAAAAUAAAACGAAUGUUAUUUUAUUUAUGCUAACGCUAGCCUCAUUGCUUUGCGACCAAUUUGAGUUCGGACCGAUUUAAUUCAGCUUUAACUGAUCCUCCGUUGCAACGGAAAGCCGUGAAAAACCAGAUGAAAUUUUAUUUUCCUCCUUUCUUGGAAUGAACUCGGCAGCAGUUAUGGAGCCCCCCAGCAAGCCUGUGUCCAACCAGGUUGCUGAUGUGGUGUUUGUCAUCGAAGGGACGGCCAACCUGGGACCGUACUUUGAGUCUUUAAGGAAAAACUACAUUCUUCCAGCUAUCGAGUAUUUCAAUGGAGGCCCCCCUGCAGAAACAGAUUUUGGUGGAGAUUACGGAGGAACUCAGUACGGUCUGGUGGUGUUCAACACAGUGGACUGUGCUCCUGAGUCAUACGUCCAGUGUCACGCACCAACCAGCUCUGCUUUUGAGUUUGUGUCGUGGAUCGACAGCAUCCAGUUUAUGGGGGGUGGAGCUGAAAGCUGCAGUCUGAUUGCAGAGGGACUUUCUGUGGCCUUGCAGCUUUUUGACGACUUUAAAAAGAUGAGAGAACAAAUAGGUCAGACACACAAGGUGUGUGUGCUGCUGUGUAAUUCUCCUCCAUAUCUGCUUCCUGCUGUGGAGAGUGUCAGCUACACUGGCUUCACAGCAGAUAACUUGGUCAAAAUCAUCAGAGAUAGAGGAAUUCACUUCUCCGUGGUUGCUCCUCGGAAGCUGCCGGCUCUGAGGGCGUUGUUUGAAUGGGCAUCUCCGGUCGCAGGUUCUGUAGAACCUCAUCCCGACUACAGCCAGGAUCCGUUCCACAUGGUGCUCGUCAGAGGCAUCUCCCUGCCUGUUUCCGCAGGCGGAGGACCACCACACAAACCAGUCCUGCCUCUUCAGCAGCUGCCUGGCAGCCAGUCUGUUGUUGGACCUUCGCAGGCCCCCCCACCCAUUAACCCCACACACCCUUAUCAGAAUCCGGCCCCCAUGUCUGCUGCUCAGGUGGCUGCACAGAUGGCCGUGGAUGCAGCCAAUAACCAGAAGAAUCGCUUCGGUGUAGGUGGGCCUCCAUUUACGAAUCAGCCGCCCAUCUCUCAGGUUCCUGGAUUGAAGCACAGUCAGCCCAACAUGUCAACAGUCACCACAGUGAACCCGCCAAUGAUGCCACAGCAGGUUCCUCCCAAUCCACAGCAGCCGGUUCCACCCCCGGGACAGCCAGCGGCCAAUCAGCAGGCACAGCAGCAGCCACAGCAGCAGCCCACAGCAAAUCAGCCCACGGCAUCGUCGGCACAGCCCAACAUCGCUGGUGUUGCCGGAGGUCAAGGCAAUGCAAACCCAAUUGGACAACCUCAACUGGUGGCAAAUAAAGUUGUGGCCUGGACCGGUGUUCUGGAGUGGCAAGAGAAGCCCAAGGCCUCUUCUAUGGAUUCAACCAAGCUGACGCGUUCUCUGCCGUGUCAAGUUCACGUAAACCAAGGAGAAAACCUCAACACAGACCAGUGGCCACAAAAGCUCAUUAUGCAGCUGAUCCCACAGCAGUUACUGACGACAUUAGGUCACCUGUUCAGAAACUCUCGAAUGGUUCAGUUUCUCUUCACCAACAAGGACAUGGAGUCCCUGAGGGGGCUCUAUCGCAUCAUGGCCAAUGGUUUCGCAGGCUGCGUGCACUUUCCCCACACAACUUCACCAUGUGAGGUGCGGGUGCUAAUGCUGCUGUACUCAUCCAAGAAGAAAAUAUUCAUGGGCCUGAUCCCCAAUGACCAGAGCGGCUUCGUCAACGGCAUCCGGCAAGUGAUCACCAACCACAAGCAGGUCCAGCAGCACAGAGCGCAAUUAGGUGGAGCAGGGGUUCCAAUGCAGCCCAAUCAAGUCCCCCCCAACCAGAAUUUUCUGAACCGGCCCCCUGGUCCCAUGCCGGUUUCGCACGGCAACGUCCAGCAGCAGUCUGUGGUGGUGGGCAUGCCCCCUGUUAGUCAGGUCUCUAUUAUGGAGGAGCAGCAACGGCCGAGCAGCAUGAUGACAAUGAGAGCAGCAGGACCAACCAAUCAGCAGCCACCGGUCAGUGUAGCUCCACCCAAUCAGGGUGGACAGCCCCAACAACAGGGAUCUAUACUCCGUCUCCCGAAUCCAGGAGCCAAUCCGCAGCUUCGGAGUCUUCUACUUAGUCAGCAGCAGCCGCAGGGUGCGGUGUCUCACAUGCCAAAUAUGAUGUCCCACCAAGCUUUAGGACAGCAGAUGGUCCAUCCGGCACCAGGAGGGGGGGCUCAGAUGCAAGGCCAGUGGAGGCAGCCCAUGGCAGGUCAGAUGCUGAUGUCUGGUGGUCAGCGAGGACCCAUACCCCAGCCAGGGAUGCCCCAAGUCCCCAGCAUCACGGAUGAGGACGUCAUCAGGGAUCUUCUCUAACGAUUCGGAACCAUAACGGACUCUGGAACCUUGAUUUUUUUUUUUUUGUUGAAUCUUGCCAGCUUACUUCCAGUUUGGAGUUAUAAUUCUGCAUUUUUUUCUAUUCUUGUUUAAAUGUUGAACAUAAUUAAACAAGCUUUUUUUAGCACUAGUGUGCAGCCAGAGUUAAUUGGGGGCAGCAAAAUUAACGUUUUCAUGGAAAUGGACAAAUCGUGAACACAGUAAUCCUUCACGCUACAGACUGGACUGAGCUGCUGGAAGCAGAAACCUUUAUUGUUGGAAAAAGUAAACAUUGCUCUUUCUCUUUUCUAAAAUAAAGUUAAGUCUUUAGAGAUAAAAUAAAACUGAGCAUAGAAAACUGAAGAAGCACUUGAUCUUAAGGCUCUGCGUUGGAGCAAUUUGGACUCAAAAGGUGAGAGGGAGAUGCUGAAAUAGAUCCACUAAUAGUUCAGUGUCUUUUCCUGCCAAAUAGUGUCACAGUGUUAAUUUUAACUACUCCAAUAUGUCCAGAAACCAUAGAUGGCCUCGCUGUGCCAAGUAGUCCUACCAGAUGGCAUCAGUUGGCCACGUUUCCAUUGGCAUCAUGUACAAUCAGGCUGGCCGCAUGCGCACACUGAGCAGCGUUGGUCUAUAUGCCCACAGCGAGCUCUUUUAAUGCGUCCUCGCAUGCAUUUGAUUGGAUUUAGAGUUCCAUAAAAGCAGAUGCAGUGCGGUCAUUGACCCGACGGUGGUGGUUCUGAAAGCUGCACAACGGUAGCAGGAUGGACAUACGUCAACACGUCCCAGCUUGUGCAGCUCCUUGGACACUUGUGUACACACUAACCAACAGGAAGUGAUGUCAGACUGUGUGUCACCUGGGAGACGGAGACGGUUGCUAAGAUACCGUGACAGUGGGUUCUUGUUUUUGAGCCUUUCUCUCCCUCGUUUCAGUCCCGUUUUUUUUUUCUUCACAUGGACUCACAGAUAGACACUAGUUCCUCAGAGGCUGGAGCUCAUCCCUCCCAUCCCUUAAUCACUGGCCGGCCCCUCAGAGCCCCGGCUUAGCCUCACUGUUUCUCUCUCAUCCAUCAGCUUCCACCUCACCAUCGAACUAUUACGGCCUGUCUGAACUCAUAACUUUUUCAGUUUCUCUAUUAUUAGCAGCAAAAAUGUCUAAACAAUUAUGGAUUAGGGUAAAAAGAAAACACACAGACCUCGCUUGUUGGCCAGUCAACAAUAAGGGAAGGCUGCUUUGUUACACACGCUGUCAUUGCAAUGCUAUAGGUCAGAUAUAGAGUGUAAAGAGUCUUGCUGCAUACAUUUUAAGCUAAAUUAGAUUUUCUCUCAGAUCAAAAUGAAAUAAAGUUCAGUUUCCACAGAU
This is a messenger RNA of Girardinichthys multiradiatus, 3788 nucleotides long. RefSeq names its product mediator of RNA polymerase II transcription subunit 25-like. NCBI's taxonomy places the organism in Eukaryota, Metazoa, Chordata, Actinopteri, Cyprinodontiformes, Goodeidae. The coding region runs from base 188 to 2428 and encodes 746 amino acids. Gene Ontology annotation, cellular component: mediator complex; transcription regulator complex. The transcript is spliced from 20 exons. The record is from RefSeq and is a predicted model, not a curated record. Gene Ontology annotation, biological process: positive regulation of transcription by RNA polymerase II.